AUGGCAUCUGGCACCAGCACUGCUGCGCCCCUGCUGCCAGUGGCUCAUGCACACCCUGCUGGUUUUCCACCGAUGCCCACUAACUCAGGCCUCAACACGCCCAUGUUGCAGCACAGUGGGAUGCCGGAUCCCAAGAACAUGACAACUGGUAGCCAGGGCGUUGGGCAGACGAUGGGAGGAGGCUUCAAUGGCUUGGUGCCUGAUCAGCGGGCAGGAACGCACCCGUAUGGCAUCGAUUCUCUCCUGCAUAUGCAGUACUGGCACCACCAGCAACAGCAGAAGCAACAGCAUCAUCAGCAUCCCCAGCACCAGCCACAGCAGCAACACCAGCAGCAGCAGCAGCAGCAGCAACAUGCACAGCAACAGCAGCAGCAGCAGCAUGCACCACAGCAGGCUCACCAUGUUGUUGGGCAGCUCCACCAGUACCCACAGCAGUCACAGCAGCAGCAUCAACAGCAGCAUCAGCCCCAGCAGCAGCAACAGCAGCCCCAGCAAUCACAACACCACCACCAGCAGCAGCAGCACCUAAGAGCUAUGGGUGCAAUGAUGAUGGGAGGCAUGAGCGGCACAUCUCCACCAGGUCCCAUGCCCCAUGCAAUUGGGAUGGGGGGAGUGAACAGUGCGACUGUGACCAGCCCACACAGUGGGGAACAAGCAAACCCCUACGCCAGGUUUGGGCUGGCCAGUCAUUUUGACCCCAGGAGGUACAGAUAG
Messenger RNA from Ostreobium quekettii, 714 nucleotides. NCBI's taxonomy places the organism in Eukaryota, Viridiplantae, Chlorophyta, Ulvophyceae, Bryopsidales, Ostreobiaceae. The record is from the annotation of a GenBank genome assembly.